AUGUCAUCCCAGCCUCACACGUCCCAUGCCAAUGGAUCGGACACUCCACCAAUUCGUAACAGAAAGCAGCCCAACUGUGCAGGGAUGGUUUCCCCUUCUCCAGACUCCCGUUGGCAAAUCCGCUUCAGUGUUGAACCAACCGAACAAACCAAGAAAAAGCGCAAGGCGCCAUCUGCUACUGAUCCUGCCAAAGAAUUGGAAGACAAAUCCGAUGUGAGUGUUUCUAUUAGCAAGAAGAAGUCUGGCUCUUCCCAAGCUACCGCUAGACGCAAGAAGAAGAAGAUUGCCAAGGGCUCAGAAGAAGCUGAUUCCAAUGUGGAAUUUGUGAGCAAGAAACCACUAAAGAGGCAAAAGAAAGAUAAUCCGGACAGCGACCUAGGUAGACUGAGGGCUUACUACAAUGACCCAAUAUACAAACGAGGAGAUGUAAGAUUCAUAGUUUAA
Molecule: messenger RNA, 444 nt
Organism: Melampsora larici-populina 98AG31
Lineage: Eukaryota; Fungi; Basidiomycota; Pucciniomycetes; Pucciniales; Melampsoraceae
Exons: 2
Coding region: 1-444 (147 amino acids)
Source: RefSeq, a predicted model, not a curated record